Messenger RNA from Blastocystis hominis, 1512 nucleotides. RefSeq lists its product as hypothetical. NCBI's taxonomy places the organism in Eukaryota, Bigyra, Opalinata, Blastocystidae. The transcript has 7 exons. Bases 1 to 1512 code for a protein of 503 amino acids. The record is from RefSeq and is a predicted model, not a curated record.
AUGAAUGAAAACGAGGUACAAGUUGCGUUUUCUCCUCUAAAGGAGGAUAGUCCAGCACCGAAAAAGAAGAUCGUCCCACUAUCAGAUACGCAGCUUUUAUCGCCUCCGAAGGAUGCAAUGAAGCGAAGGCACGAUUCUGUUGAGAACGAAGAAGCAGCAUUUAUUCCAAAGAAAAUUGAUAUAGAAAAGGAAAUUCAGUCCUUUAUCACCACUCCAUUACUAGAAAUUUCCUCAGAUGGAGGUGCUCAUAUAACCCAUUCUGUAAAUAGCAACACGUACGUUCAACACCGACUCUCCGAGCCAUCAUCCGUCUCAUCAACCAUUCCUUCAAGUGCAACGCCUAAUUCAGGCACACCCUCUUCCUCUCAAUCACGCGAAUACCUUCUUCCUGACGACGUAUCAUCCUCUCAUUCCGCCUAUCUUCUCCAAGCCAUUCAUCAAAUCGUAAUCGAAAACCAAAACCUUCUACACUCUCUUCUCAGCCACUCCUCCUCCUCCUCCUCCUCCUCACACACCACCGAGCUCUCCCAGCACAUCGACGAGUUAGAGUCUCAGCUUCUCGCCGAGAAAUCGCGAUCCACACAAUUAACGAACUAUCUCAACGAUUGCAUGGAAUCAAACGACUCACUCUCGCUUCAGCUGGAGGCGGCGCGACGCGAGCUACGCGAGGUUCGAUCGGUGAACGCGGAGUUUAGUUUGCUGUCGAGAGGAGCGAAGAUUGCGAUGGAGCAGAACGAAGAAGUGGUCGGGAGAUUGCAGAAGCGAUGUGCGGAGUUGGAGGAGGAAGUGGAGAGCGCGAAGUGGAGGAGUGUGGAGAGAAGGGAGGCGAGGAAUGGAUGGAAGCGAUGGAUGGAGGGAAGGGAGUGGAAUGGAGAAGUGCCUUGGAGCGAUUUGAACAAGGAGAAGCAGAGGAGUGAAUCAGUGAAUGGAAGAUUGAAUGAAUCAGUGAAUGAAAUAUCAAAUGGAAGAUUGAAUGAAUCAUUGAAUGAAUCGUUGAAUGAAUUAUCAAAUGGAAGAAUGAAUGAAUCAUUGAAUGAAUCAUCGAAUGAAUCAAAGGAAUCCAAAGAAUCAUCAAAUACACAACACUUUUCAAAUGAAUCAUUGAAUGAAUCCCAUCUCACCAAUUCCCCGGAUUCUCCAACUCCUUUGCUUUCAUCCACUUCCUCCUCUCUUUCUAACUCGCAAUCCACGCUUCAAACUCACUCAGACAGCGCAGAGAAAAAAGACGAUCCCGCCUUCGACUCUGUCGAGUGGUCCGAAUCGAUGCGAACCGCCAGCUCGCUUCAAUUCAUGAAUCAGCUGCUUAUCCAGCAGCUCGCCGAAGAGCGAAAACGAAGCAGCGAAGCCGUGUCCAGCGAGGUUUGGAAGCAGACGAAAGAAGAAGCGGAAAGUCUGCGUUGCGCGUUAGAAAAAGCGAAGAAAGAAAACGAAGAGCUUCGCGAUUUGCUCAGCAAAACCGAUCUGACCGACUACCAGCUUUUAGAAGAUUCGCAGGAAGGCAGCGAAAUGUAA